CUUCGCGCUCUAUCUCGACUAGGUGUGAUUGCAAUCAACAUGCCCUUUGGUGCGAGCAGAGGAAAGGGAAGAGAGUGGUGGCGUGGCUCCGCUUACAUGGCCGUUAAGGAGUUCGACGAUGGCGAGCGAGAAAGCAGUCGCGACGAGCCUGUGCGAGAAAGUGUCGUCCAUGCAAGGUAUCCGACUAUACAGAGAAUGUCAAGCCUGUGGCGUGCGAUGCUUAACGCUUUGCUGCUUGCGUCUGCCAUGUUCGUUGCUGCUUUCCUGGGCACGGGCUCGGCCAUUGUUGCGUCGAAGGCCAGUGGUCUUCAUCCACAAAGACGCAGCGCUCAAAGCGUUGAGAGUCCGAUGCGGCUCACUAAAGGAACUAGAAUUCCUUUUCUGGAGAAUGUGCCUUCGAAACCCUCAAACUUCACUCCGCACGAGAUUCUCGGCCUACCCGCGACGAUUGAAUCAGACAAAGCCUGGAAUGCAUUGAUCGGUCCGUUGAAAGGCUACAUUGAAAUAGCCCGUCCUGAACAGUACGGUCUGCCUCCGGGUAUCACCCAUCCGUCGGACCCCAAUAAAAGCAUAUAUGGCUUAGCCAUGACCCAUGAGCUACACUGUUUGAUCAGGAUUCGCACCGCCUUCUACGAUCUUGUUGAAGGCCGUCUGACGCCCGAGGAUUUUCAUAGCCCGCCUCGCCGCCCGGUAGAAAAGCUUCUUGCUUUAGACCACGGAGCAUUUCAUCUCAACCACUGCUUCGAUUACUUACAGGAGGGUCUUCGUUGCGCAGCACACCUAGACGUCCAGUACCCGGUCAUGCAUAGCGGCGCGGGAAUCUUGACAGGUGAACGAAUGUGCAAAGAUUGGGUAUGCAUCCCCGUACAUUGUUAUUACUGGCCAGCUCGCUAG
This is a messenger RNA of Fulvia fulva, 894 nucleotides long. RefSeq lists its product as uncharacterized. NCBI's taxonomy places the organism in Eukaryota, Fungi, Ascomycota, Dothideomycetes, Mycosphaerellales, Mycosphaerellaceae. The transcript has 4 exons. Gene Ontology annotation, biological process: mycotoxin biosynthetic process. The annotation marks the transcript as partial. The record is from RefSeq and is a predicted model, not a curated record.